This is a messenger RNA of Symbiodinium natans, 390 nucleotides long. The record is from the annotation of a GenBank genome assembly. NCBI's taxonomy places the organism in Eukaryota, Dinophyceae, Suessiales, Symbiodiniaceae.
AUGAUUCAGACGCUGUUCAUGUCCCGGGACGACCUUCUCAAGCUGCACGAAGUGAACCCGGAGCUAUUCCGGGAGGUGCUGAAUCAUGUGGUGGUCACCUGGCGCCCCGGGGCCUUCUCCGGAGCCCCGCUGCGCCCAGCUUUGGGGCUGGGUCCGGGUCGUGACGACGCCACCGUCGUCGUUAGGGCCUUUGUGCCCGCCCUCCGAGACAUUUGUGAGCAGCACGUAUCCCUAGAGUGCCUGGACAAUCAACUUGUGAAGUCUGCGCAAUAUGACGAGAUGGUGGAUUUUGGGGAGGACCUGCGCGAGGUCGCUUUGCAGAGAUGCCUGCAGCUGCAGCAGGUAGCACGCCGACUGGGGUCGGGGUGUGCAAGCCGUGGGGGUGGUUAA